Molecule: messenger RNA, 1140 nt
Organism: Knipowitschia caucasica
Lineage: Eukaryota; Metazoa; Chordata; Actinopteri; Gobiiformes; Gobiidae
Source: the annotation of a GenBank genome assembly
AUGUUCGGGAACAUCCGCUCCACCGUCCUGUCCCUGAUGAUCGGCUCCUACGCCUCCUCCGCCGUCACCUUCCCCGGGGUCAAGCUGAUCUACGACGCUGGUGUGUCCUUCACGGUCAUCAUGUGGACCUGGUCUGGACUCGCUGCUCUGGUCUUUGUCAACUGCUUCAUCAACUGGCCCCGAGAGUCUUUCCCUGGUCCAGAAGAUCCACUCUACACUAAAGCAGUGAUUAAGGACGUGACCAUGAUGGAGGACAGUGCGGCGUCCAGCGAAAAAGAGGAGAGCGAGGACCAGCAGGAGUCUUCCCAGAACUCGGUCCCUCUGUGUCGCUCCAUCUGCUCCCCCAUCCUCCUCUGGAGCCUCAUCACCAUGGCGAUGACUCAGCUCCGCCUCAUCUUCUUCAUGGGCGCCAUGAACAAGAUGGUGGAGUUCCUGGUCACACAUGGAGAGACUUCAGAAGAUCUUCUAAAAGAGGCAGAGGUCCAAGUGAGCUUGUACUCGUCUGUGUUCGGAGCGAUGCAGCUGCUGUGUCUGCUCACCUGUCCUCUGAUCGGAUACAUCAUGGACUGGAGGAUGAAGGAGUGUGUGGACCUCGACACACACAAGAGCCAAUCAGACGGUCCGAAGCAUGACCGUAAGAUCCAGAAGCUGACCAAUGCCAUGCGAGCGUUCGUCUUCACCAACCUGCUGCUCGUGACGUUCGGAGUCCUCUCCCUCAUCGACAACCUGCCGCUUCAGAUGGUGUCGUACGUCCUGCACACUGUGGUCAGAGGCUUCAUCCACUCGUGCUGCGGAGGUCUCUACGCUGCUGUAUACCCAGCGAACCACUUUGGGACUCUGACAGGGAUGCAGUCGAUGGCGAGUGCGGCGUUCGCUCUGCUGCAGCAGCCGCUGUUCAUGCUGAUGGUGGGAGAGCUGCGAGGAGAUCCAUACUGGAUAAACCUGUCGCUGCUCAUCGUCUCUCUGUCCGGCUUCCUGUUGCCGGGUUACCUCUUCUACCACCGUCGAAACCUCAUCCGCGCACAGGCCCCGCCCCACAGGAACACUGAGGACCAAUCAGAGCCUGCCGCCAGCCCUCUGCACCAGUCACAGCAGCCGGCCAAACCUCCGAAAGGCUACGGGAACAACAACGUGAUCUGA